AUGUCAAUGAUUGUUUGUAAAUAUUUCUGUGUUUUUCUUCUUAUGCAGGCCACAGCGUUUCUUCUCGAUAAACUUCACAUUAUUCUCGCCAAAUCUCCAAAGGAAGAAAUCAAGUCUGAAGUACUUCCCAUGGUCUUCAACACACUGGAUUCUAAUUCCCUACAGGGCCAGGAAGCAGCACUGAAUACUAUCGCCGUCAUCAAAGAAUACGUGGAUGACCAGGUGAUUAAGAAGAUUGUGCUACCGAGAGCGAAGAACCUGUUCGCGAGAUCAAGCAACGUUAAAAUGAAGAUCAACGCGCUGACCUGUAUCAAGAAAUUGCUGGACAGUCUAGACAAGAUGAUUAUUCUAGACGAAGUCCUACCUUUCCUCACCGAGAUCUCUUGUCAGGACGCUGAGGUGGUCAUGAGUAUCGUCGGUAUUUAUAGUCAUCUUCUAAGUAACAAACGUUUUGGCUUAACGCAUAACCUCGUCGCAACCAAAGUCAUGCCGCCUUUGAUUCCACACACCGUCAACCCUGGCCUUACAAUGGACCAGGUAGGGGGCGGCAGCAGAGGCAGCGGCGGUAGCGGUAGUGGCGGUGGCAGCGGCGUCGGCGACGGCGGCGUCAGCGGCAGCGGCAGCCGCGAGAGCGGCGGCGGCGGCAGCGGGAGCGGCGGCGGCGGCAGCGGGAGCGGCCGUAACGGCAGCGACAGUGAUGCUGGUGUUGGUUGUUG
This is a messenger RNA of Octopus sinensis (East Asian common octopus), 716 nucleotides long. RefSeq names its product SCY1-like protein 2. The annotation marks the transcript as partial. The transcript is spliced from 6 exons. The record is from RefSeq and is a predicted model, not a curated record. NCBI's taxonomy places the organism in Eukaryota, Metazoa, Mollusca, Cephalopoda, Octopoda, Octopodidae.